AUGUCGAUUCGCUUCCACAAGGGUCCUUCGAUCAUCACACUGUUUCAUGACGCCUCUUCGCCUGCUUCGAAACAGGUGCUGCAGCUGCUGACCAACACCACUCGGCGCACUGCCCAGGCAGCACCAUCCAGCGGGUCGCACGGCGAGUCGUGCGUGGUGGAAGCCAACGGCGGCGGUGUGGGUGCGUCCGAGUAUCUGAGGCAGGCAGCUGAGCCGCCGAGUGAAUCCGCCUUCCAGCUCGAGGUGGUGGAUCGAAAGGCCAACCCUCCCACGGCGCACCAGCUCAGGAGCAUCAUCGACUACCUAGCCUCCAGCGCCGAGAGCCAACAGUCUGAAGGAAAGAUCGAGGCAAAGCGAGCAAAGCCGCGUUAUACGCCCAGUGGCUUCGACUUGAAAGCUCACGAGCAGCGACGCACCGCGUUGGCACAACACCUCGUCGACUCGGACGCCGGCAUGCCCCGCAUCAAAGACGGCCCCAUCGUCGUCAACUGGGACGAGGGCUCGGCGGCUACGUCGCUCGACGGCGUGCAGCACAUGCUGGCGCGGCUCCAGCAGCAAAGGCAGGAACGAGAGCCGCCUUCGUCACAUCUGCCUCACCUUGCCUCACCUUGGUUCCCAUCCGCUGUCUCGCACCACCACACCAUGCUCGCACUGCCCAACACCAACGCGCCAGAGUCAAAGUCGCUCCUUGAGCCGCAAUCAAUACCCCCUAUGCACACGUUCGGCAACCUUGACACCUGGAACUCCGCUUCGCCGUCGAUCUUGGCUGCUGCUGCGGUCGGCAGUCUGGCACUGAUCUCGUUGACCGUACACCUGUAUAACGCCAGCGAGUGGCCACAGCGUGGAAUCCGGCAAAAGACGUUUGGCGCCGGCUCUCGUGGCAUCCCGCUUCCACCCUACCCUCAAGUCAACACAAAGCUGACGUGCCACCUGAUGGGUAUUGGCGCCCCGUUGGUUGAUAUCACUUUUGGUCGCUUGUUCUCGCCCGAGGUAUGGAGCACGCUCGCACGUCCAUCUUGGCCCACACCGCACCAGCUCGCACAUCACAACCUCCGACUGUGCGGCCAAUCCUUCGCCAACCCUUCCAGGUGUCAGCUCGGCCCACUUGACCAUGAGCCCCAAAUUGUCCGCGUACAACGAGCCUACAUCGUCUCGGCCAUCAUCCCAGUCCACCGAUGGAUACAGUUGAAGGUUCACCGACACAGUGCAAGUGCGAGUGCCAAGACUGAGCUUGUCAUGUUGUACGCUGCUCGCACGCCCCACGCGUCCGUCUGA
Messenger RNA from Moesziomyces aphidis, 1275 nucleotides. Lineage: Eukaryota; Fungi; Basidiomycota; Ustilaginomycetes; Ustilaginales; Ustilaginaceae. The record is from the annotation of a GenBank genome assembly.